AACUCUCUGUCUUUCAAAAAGUGUAAAACCUUUACUGCAGCUAAUCUUUGAUUGAUUUUCCAGUACUAAUAACACCUGGUGAAGAUGAAUACCACUGAAGGAAAUUCUACCUUAAAUUUAUCAACAUCAUCAAGACCGAUUCCUUCCAUCCUUAUAGUCUUCACUUCCCUGCAGAUGUUGGUUUUUGUGAUGGCUUGCGUUGGUAAUGGUAUCGUUGCGGUUGUUUUCGUUCGCUACAUCAAACCCAUGACUGCAACAACCAAGUUCAUCCUCUGUCUCGCCGUGGCAGACUUCUGCGUCGGAAUUUCGUCCGGAUCUCAGAUUUUCUACUUGUUUUUCCCUGAUUUGUCCAAAAAUAUUUACAGUUGUUUACUGCGUUACCAAGUUGUCUCAAUGAUGACACUAGCAUCCCAGCUAGCAGCGGGCUUCACGACAUUUGAUCGUUACCUAGCCAUUUGUCACAGUGCCUACCAUAGUCGUCUGAUGACAACCACAGUAGUUAACAUUUUGAUCGCCUUUUUGUGGAUUUAUUCAUUCAUUUUUGCCGGUCUACCCUUCGUAUACUUCAACAACUGGGAGGCGGGGGUCCGGUGCAGCUUCGGCUACCUAUUGCACACCUGGCUGUACCUGGUCUCUGGGGUUGUGGAAUACGCUUGCAUGGCUUUCUCUCUGUUCCUCUAUGGACUUAUUCUCAGAAAAGCUAGAACAAUUUAUGCCAGAUCUUUGAAAAAAGCGACGGAAGGACCAGACACCGAGCGAAACCGGAAGGUCAUCAAAAACAUCCGGUCUGCCAAAGUGAUGGGAUAUGUGACCCUGGCGCUCAUUGUCAGCUGGAGCCCCUACAAAGUCUACCAAAUUCGCUAUGGUUUCGGGAUUACUUCUGAUUUUACCUUCAACCUGUCCAGUUGGUUGGUGUUCCUUGGGAUCUUCAACAGUGUUGUAAACCCCUUCAUUUACGCAUACCAGAGAAGAGACUUCAGACAGGGGUGUAAGAGGCUCUGCCUUUGCUGUUCGGGCGAUACAAUUUCCGGCGAGUCUCUGAGAGAUGUGAACGAGUCGACCUCGAGCCGAUUUUAAAAUAAUGUUCAAGUUCCCCCGUUCUUUUUCAGCAGUCGCUGUAAUAUUAUCCGUAACAUCCCGUGUGUUUAUCAUUACAUUACUGUAUUUGUCGUGAAACUAGUUAUUGGUAAAUGUGUGUUAAGUCUGAGUGAUAAGUAAUUGUAAAUUGUAUUCUGUAUUAUAAACGUUCUUAUUCUGAUAGCACUGGCG
This is a messenger RNA of Magallana angulata, 1269 nucleotides long. RefSeq names its product mu-type opioid receptor-like. Gene Ontology annotation, cellular component: membrane. The transcript has 2 exons. Bases 85 to 1077 code for a protein of 330 amino acids. NCBI's taxonomy places the organism in Eukaryota, Metazoa, Mollusca, Bivalvia, Ostreida, Ostreidae. The record is from RefSeq and is a predicted model, not a curated record. Gene Ontology annotation, biological process: G protein-coupled receptor signaling pathway. Gene Ontology annotation, molecular function: G protein-coupled receptor activity.